Messenger RNA from Penicillium pulvis, 1068 nucleotides. RefSeq lists its product as uncharacterized. NCBI's taxonomy places the organism in Eukaryota, Fungi, Ascomycota, Eurotiomycetes, Eurotiales, Aspergillaceae. The record is from RefSeq and is a predicted model, not a curated record. The transcript has 2 exons. Bases 1 to 1068 code for a protein of 355 amino acids.
AUGAAUGAACAAGCAAGAAAGAGGGAACAAGCAAAACAGAGGGACGAGAGAUCAAGGAAUAAAGACCUGAGAAGGAUCAGGAUGACGUGGAAACGUAUAGCAGCUUGUGAAUCGUUCUUCCUAUCACCCUCUGACUUGCAACGCCUCGGUGUGGAAGCACGUCAAGUAGAAAACACAGACGACGGUGAUCCGCAAUUUGAGCCACGUUUCUUCGAGCCCCACCCGGCAGCGGGUGUACUCCAGCAAUACCCAAUCGACCCUGCUGCGCCGCCGAGCAACGAUAGGAUGACAAUGCCCUUGUGGUGCAUUCCUACGCUUCAAGAAGCCCUUGCCACAGUACAAGAGAGGUUUACAAAACCAGAAGACCCUCUCAAAGCGGCUCGCGAGUUAGUGGAAGAAAAGAGCGAACACUGGCACUCGUUUGACCACCACCAACGUGCUUUUCGCCUUCAUCUAUACAUCACAUCUGAGCUUGAUGCAAGACGAAAAGGUGGCCCCCCAGGUUUGACUCUUCAAAUUUUCGAAACUGUAAAGCAGUUUAUGUACGUGAAAGACAUCCUUGCCCACGCUGAUUUUAUGAUAAUAUUAACCUUGUCGAACAGAUUUGAUGAAAGCCUGAUGCGACAGGGUGGACUUACCUCAGUGGUCUGGAAACACCACAUCUUUCACGAAGAAUGGGAUUAUAUCUGUCACCUCCCACUUGCCUUUUGCACUAUAGAAGCGAGAGUCGACGGGAUUCUUUCCGAUCAGAAAAUUAAUAUCCAUGAGAUGAGAGCUAUCAUGAGAAUGAAUAGAAUCAGAUUUCGCGGGUCUCAUCAACAUUCUAUCUACCCGUUUAGUGUGUAUAGUCCAUUUGAUUUCCUACUCAUGACAUAUAUGGGCAAACAACAGGGCCGGACCACACAAAUCGUCGUUCAAGAUGGGCGAAUAACGAUACAAUACUCCAAGCUCUGGAGCUUCGAGGUCAGGGAUACCGCGCCGGUGGAAAUUUUCAUUCGCUACAGACUGAGUCGAUUUGUUGGGUUUGAGGCCAGAGGGGAAUACAGUGCGACUCUGGAAGCCCCGUGA